GGCGUACAGUUGUGCAGUUGUACUUUUUUCUUUACAUUUUAGUGUUUAUAGAUCACAGUUCUGUAUACAUGUAUGUUGCUCGCAUGAUUAUAAAAUAGACUGGUAAAUGGUGUUCACAAACUGAAAACUGUUGCACAUUUAUAAAUUGUUUCCUGAAUCGUCUUGAAAAUACAAAUGUUACUGAAAGCACAGUGAAGGACAUGCGUAUAGUGUGAAAAAAUUUUUCAUUCUUUUGAAUUUCAUUGUGUAUCGUAUGUUAAUAGAGCAUCUCCGUUCGAAUUAGUUGGUGGAGUAACAAUUGUACGAACCGGCAGAAGAAAAAAUCAGCGAAGAAUAUGAGUAGUACCUGUCAGUACAUUAUCGAUGGUUUGCUGCUUCGCUUUUCAGUUGGCACUUUGGAUAGCCAUCCGUGGGCCAUAAUCUCACCUUGCAUCCAGCGAAGCUGUGACUAAGUUGAAUCGCAUGGUUUUCACGGGCGAUACAAAACAAAACCCGUUAUGGAACAAACAUCGAGUGCCGAAUAGCAAUAUCCAGCGGUGAUCAUGAAUUACACUUUUGAAUAACUGCAUCUGUUACGCUCGCGACAAUCAUCAAUCACAAAGUCUCUCUUUUCGCUGCGGCUGAACGGGGCUUUAGUUUGACUGACUUGGGUACCGCGCGAGUGAAACACGACGAUAGGUACGUCGAGCGGCAAGCAACUACGACACUCGUGCUGACCUCACAGCAAUUGCGAUUUGGUUCGACGCUUGGUGGCAUUGAAACUCCCCCCUGUGAGAAGAAAGCAUGAAAAAUUGGUUGUGCGAAAAUUGACCAUGAAAUUUGUCGACAGACAAUAGUAAUUGGUAUACUACUGCUGGGAGCUUUCCGUAAUUUUCACUUGCUCUUUCGUUACCCCGUUGACAGCGGAAGUCAUUGUAUCUUGAUGAUACACCUCUAUAUAACUAGUCAAGGGCAUGUUCUGUGAAAUUGAAAAUUGUUUAGCAUAUUGUGAAAAUAAUAACACUUAUCUAAAUAGAGCGAGAAAGAGUCGGUUCCUAAAGUUUUAUUGCUUGCUGGUUAUGUUAUGUGUUAUUAUUUUUAUUUGAUGUUGUGAAUGAUUAACGUGUGAUUCAUGUAUUAAACCGUACCACUGGUGUCGUGUUCCUAUUAGUUUGAAGAAGUCCGCAGCGAGUUUGCCGAGAAGUGGAACGCGCUGCUGGAAACUGGUGGUGCAAGCGGCGGUUACAGCUUAAGCGAUCCGGAACAGCACGUGGGCAGCGAUAACGACGAUUGUGAAGUAGACAGUAUGACAAACUCACAGUUGUGGUUCCGCGGAGUACGUCCAUCCAAAUUCCGCCAUGUAUACGGCCUGCCAACGCGGAAGGAAUGUUGCUACACCGACAUCAGCGUGGUUCGGAGCGGCAACGAUGGAAAUUUCUGUGCUGUCAAUCCCACAUUCCUGGCAAUUGUCGCCGAUACCACAUUUGUGGUCAUUCCAAUCAACCAAACCGGACGUAUUGACUUUCAGUGCUGCAAGGUGAUAGGCCAUACUGGACAAAUACUAGAUCUCAAAUGGAAUCCCUUCGAUGAUAAUAUGAUUGCAUCGGCUUCGGAUGAUUGCACUAUCAAAGUAUGGAAAAUCCCAGAAGGUGGUUUAACAAGCAAUCUCAGCGAAUGCACAGUCGAUCUGGCGGGUCAUAAGCGUAAGGUUAUGCACAUCGAGUGGCAUCCGACUGCAUCUAACGUGUUAAUCAGUGCUGGGUUCGAUCAUCUGAUAUGUUUGUGGGAUAUCGGUAAUUCCGACAAACCACUACUUAACGUAAUUAGUUGUCACGUAGAUAUGAUCUACAGUUUGACUAUCAAUCGUGACGGAUCACUGAUUGCGACGACUUCCAAAGAUAAAAAAUUACGCAUCAUUGAGCCCCGCAGUGGAAUUGUAGUUUCGGAAGGUGUUUGUCAUAUGGGCACAAAGUGCUCGAAAGCGGUUUUCUUGGACAACAACCGCAUCUUGACGACUGGAUUUUCGCGACAUUCCGAUCGGCAGUAUGCUGUAUGGAAUCAACACGAUUUGAAGAAGCCACUAGCACAGGAGGUAAUCGAUAGCUCGAGUGGAGUGGUCACGCCAUAUUUUGACCACGACACCAAGAUGAUUUAUCUCGCUGGCAAAGGAGACGGAAACAUACGGUAUUAUGAGGUGGUCGAUGAAGCACCAUAUGUGUAUUAUUUAAACCAGUUUCUUUCGGGGCAACCACAGAAAGCUUUGGGUUUUAUGCCAAAACGAGGUGUAAAUGUGACUCAGUGUGAAGUUUUUCGAUUCUACAAAUUGCACGCUACAGGAAAUAUUUGCGAGCCAAUCUCAAUGAUUGUUCCUCGCAAAUCGACAUUGUUUCAGAGUGAUCUAUAUCCCGAUACCUUAGCUAAUAUACCAGCAAUCGCUGCUAAAGAAUGGUUCCAAGGGCGCAAUGUACAGCCGAUACUGAGGUCUAUGAAGACGGGCGAAUCAAUUGUGGAAGUGGUUACCCAGAAAAACCGUACAGAAAACAGAAACAGUAUAACUAUUCAACACCAAAAGCACAACGUUCUUAACAAUCAUCUUGGUAACCACAAUGGAACACACAAUAACACUACUAAUGGUACCACCGUGAAUGGUGGCAAUUAUACGAACGGCGGAAGCGUGGGCUCACAAGUCAACGGAAAGAGCAACAAGGAGAAUGAAAUCGAUAACAGGAAGCUGGAUAACAAUACAAAAAAAUUUGCAUUCCUAUCACAGCCAACCAUACCAGACUACAGACCGCAAACGAUAAUCGAGAAAAGCCAGAAAACGUCGACUAACCAAAGUACAAAGUUCCACCAGUUGCAGGCAAUUUUUGGACAGCAUCAGACGGCGAACCAUAAGGAUAUCACCAAUCUGCAGAAUAAUCUACUGAGUAAUUCGAGAAACAGUUCCCGCAACAGUUCGCUGGAAAAUAUCAACCUGCUGAACUCGGAGAAUGAGUUAAGAAAAGCAUUCAGCAAGCAAACAGAAGAAAUCAAAAGUCUCCGGAAAUCGCUAAACAAUUCAGAGAAACGUGUCCGCGAGCUAGAAACCGAGGUGAAGCGAUUGCAGCUGCAGCUGAAGCACUAGAUGGGAAUCUACCAGCAAAUUGUAUCAUUCCACUUUUUUCGAAAGCUAGUAAUUGUAAAUUUUUUAUUAUUGCUUUUUGUAGCAUCUUUAUACGAAGCAGGUAAUUCGUAUUGAAACAGCGCUCUUGUGGAAUAAAUCAUAAUAACCUAGAUUUAUGAUCUCCACUUGCAACGGAAAAAAGAGACGGUUAAAACCAUCAGCAAGCUUCUGUCAAAAAGCUUUAUAUAAAGACACUGAACUCGCACGCUCUCUGGAGGUGUUCCAUUUGUAUGCAAUCAGUUGCAUAAUGCACGAUUGAUGAAACCGACAAGACUUGAUAAUAAAUUCCAUUCAUCUGCCGUUGACCAAACGAAAACUCAAUCGAGUAAAUGCUUUCUAAUUGCUUUUUUACGCCUAAAACAGUUGAAAUAAUAAAUCAGAAAACCAAUAAGAAUAGUGUACUUGCAUAAAGUGGUUUUAACUUAAGCUUGCAUGUGACCCUAUAACGCAAGGUAAACAUGUGAUUUGUGAUUACUAAUGAAAUAUUCAAGGAAAAUUUAGUGAAAUAAACCGUCUAAUAUAAUGUAAGCUCAUAGUCUGUAAGCUAGAAAGUAAGCUUAGGACGACGCAUUGUAGUUGUAGUAUAUAAUACCCGUGUAGGACUGUAGGAUUGCAUUGCGAACCAAACACAACAUAGAACAGCAGUUCCGGAGGACAACACGAAAAAAAGUAACCACGAGAAGUUACCAAGUUUGACGAUGAUCGACAAGUUGCUUAUACUUAGAAUGGCUUUUAUUUGGUAAAAUAUUGCAAUAGAAAGGUUACCUAUUGUCGAAAAAGUAAAUACAUUUAUUCGGCGUAAUAAUGAUAAAAAAGCAGGGAAAAUGCCGUUCGUCGACAUUGGAUGUAAGCUAAUAAUUUUUCUACACAAUUAUAUUUGUUUGGCGUGAGAAAAAUAUAUGUGUUGACGUUUUCCGCUCCGUUCUGAUAUAAUCAGAAAUCAAAAGAGCUAUUCUUGUUUGGUUCUUCAUGAUAGUGUAGUUCAAAACGCAUUGUUUUGUAUCCAUCAUCUGAAUAUGGCUGUAACACUGAUCUUUUGUUGGGUUUGAACUUUUUUUUCUUCUCUGAAGCGAAUAGGCAACUGUUGUGUAUGUAUUAUCGUUCAAGUUUUUAUUUGAUUUUUUUAACCUCUAAUUAAUAUGUUUUAAAAAAUCGAAUUUAUGAUGGUUCUCGGAACUUGAAAAUUUUUACCAAUCUGAAUCCAUCGAAAGAAUGAUGAUUAAAUUAACUAGAUCAACAUUCCUUUGCUGUGCGUGUAUAUGUAGGAGAUGGUCAUAAAAUCUUGUGGAUAAUGACAGGCAUUUAAAUGAGUACGUAUUUGAACGAAAUAAACGAUUUUUGCACAAAGCAGAACUACAAUAGGGUACAUAUAUUUUACUAUAAAUAAUGCAUGAUUUUACCCGUCUAAAAUUCAAGACGUUUAAUGUUAUUUGACCAACCGAAAAAAAGCGAGGAUUCAACAAAACUCAAAUAUUGCGAAACGCGACAAAGAGGACAGGCUUAGAGUGUAGCAUCAUGCUGUAUGUGAAAGCUAUAAUCGAAAUGAAAUAUAAUUAAUAAUAAAGAGCAAUGUUCGAUGUGGCAAAGCAAGUAAGCGAGGUCUUCAUGAUGAA
This is a messenger RNA of Wyeomyia smithii (pitcher-plant mosquito), 4755 nucleotides long. Its product is annotated as coronin-1C-like. Lineage: Eukaryota; Metazoa; Arthropoda; Insecta; Diptera; Culicidae. Gene Ontology annotation, biological process: actin filament organization. Gene Ontology annotation, molecular function: actin filament binding. The coding region runs from base 1286 to 3103 and encodes 605 amino acids. The transcript is spliced from 8 exons. The record is from RefSeq and is a predicted model, not a curated record.